GAUGGCCAGAGUAUUCAUUAGAAUCCUCAGACAUUCAGGUGCUGCUGAAGCAUCAGAGAUAAACCUUUGAGAAGAUGAAGAUUCUCCUGCUCACUGUGGGGCUGGCCUUGGUCUGUGGUCUCCAGGCCCUCGAUAACAAUGAAGAAGGCUCACCAAAGGUUAGUGGAAAGUGGUUCACUAUUGCAUUGGCCUCAAAUGUGACAUCUAAGAUUGAAGAAGGAGGUAGCUUGCAGGUGUUUGUCAAAAAUCUUAGUGAACACAAUGGUAAUCUUUAUGGAGACUUCUUCAAAAGAGAAAAUGGCAAAUGCAUUCCAUUUUCUGUGACUGCGA
Messenger RNA from Vombatus ursinus (common wombat), 330 nucleotides. RefSeq names its product minor allergen Can f 2-like. Lineage: Eukaryota; Metazoa; Chordata; Mammalia; Diprotodontia; Vombatidae. The transcript has 3 exons. The record is from RefSeq and is a predicted model, not a curated record. The annotation marks the transcript as partial.